CAAACAUUCUCGAGGGUUUUGAUAGUCCAAAGAGGUCCUACACAAUAUUUUGAAAGCUUUCGGACGGCUGUGCUGGAUGAGCUUGGAUCGAACAAGGAGCCAUGGCGAAAUCUAAAAGCGCCUUCAAGAAGGAGCAUCCUCUUGAGAAGAGGAAGGCAGAAGCUGCAAGAAUUCGCGAGAAGUAUCCUGACAGGAUUCCCGUCAUUGUGGAGAAGGCCCCACGCGGCGACAUACCAGAAAUAGACAAGAAAAAGUACCUCGUCCCAGCAGAGCUUCCUGUAGGCCAGUUCGUCUUUAUAAUUCGCAAGAGGAUAAAGCUUCAUCCGGAGAAGGCAAUAUUUGUUUUCGUAAAUUCUGUGCUACCACCCACAGCCUCACUGAUGUCAGCUAUCUACGAAGAGCACAAAGACCCUGAUGGAUUUCUGUAUAUGACAUAUAGUGGAGAGACUACCUUUGGGCGAGGUGGAUGAUGUGGUCGGCGCAGUACUUCUUAUCUUAUGUAGUAUAUUGUACAGUUGUUCCUUUUGAUAGAAUACUAGAAUGAUUAGAAACGAGAGAAAACAAGGGAGAUCUAGGGUUUGGGUUGUACUUUAAGAACACACCUGUCCUAGCCUAAAACUUUGAGAGGCAGGGAUCCGAAGACUAGUCAGCAAGAGUACAAACAAGACAGGAGCAAACCAGGGUGG
Messenger RNA from Closterium sp. NIES-67, 686 nucleotides. Lineage: Eukaryota; Viridiplantae; Streptophyta; Zygnematophyceae; Desmidiales; Closteriaceae. The record is from the annotation of a GenBank genome assembly.